This is a messenger RNA of Olea europaea var. sylvestris, 1094 nucleotides long. RefSeq names its product transcription initiation factor TFIID subunit 11-like. Gene Ontology annotation, molecular function: transcription coactivator activity; protein heterodimerization activity. Lineage: Eukaryota; Viridiplantae; Streptophyta; Magnoliopsida; Lamiales; Oleaceae. The coding region runs from base 185 to 844 and encodes 219 amino acids. The transcript is spliced from 5 exons. Gene Ontology annotation, cellular component: transcription factor TFIID complex; nucleus. Gene Ontology annotation, biological process: transcription initiation at RNA polymerase II promoter; RNA polymerase II preinitiation complex assembly. The record is from RefSeq and is a predicted model, not a curated record.
ACCUCAAGACCAUCCUUAAAACAUAUCACCACCAGUCGCCGUCUCCAACCCAACACUGCGAUUUGGAAAUAAUUUCGUCUUCCGCAACACAAAUCCCAACCACUAGCAACGGCGGUUGCCUACCUCCCUUCACCACACAUCUCAACUCUACUGGGCAAUCAGUGAGUGCAGCACACUUUUUCAAAUGCAAUUAGGUACAGGUUUUCCAAUGAAGAAAUCCAAGGAUCCUUUUGAAGUUGCAUUUGAGGAGCAAGAUGUAUCGCCCCCUGAAUCCCCCACUGGCCCCGAUGAGAAUGAAGAAAAAACUCGAGGUGCCCUCACUCUAGAUGUUAGUGGAGAUGAUGACAUGGCUAAUAAUCUUCAUCUUACAGAUCCUUCAACUUCUGCAGCUGCAUCAAACUCCGUUGUGACUGCUGGCCCUGUUGGCAAGUCUAAAGAAGAAGACGAAGAAGAAGAGGAAGAGAACAUGGAUGUUGAGCUUGGCAAGUUCCCUUCUAGUGGCGAUCCUGAUAAAGUGGCCAUUAUGCAGAGUAUUCUGUCUCAAUUUACGGAGGAACAGAUGAGUAGGUAUGAAUCAUUUCGAAGAUCUGGAUUUCAGAAAUCAAACAUGAAAAGGUUAUUGACUAGCAUAACUGGAAGUGCCAAAAUUUCUAUGCCUAUGACCAUCGUGGUAUCCGGAAUAGCAAAAAUGUUUGUUGGGGAGCUUGUUGAAACUGCCAGAAUAGUGAUGGCAGAUAGAGGGGAGUCUGGGCCAAUCAGGCCAUGUCACAUGAGAGAAGCAUAUAGAAGACUAAAACUUGAAGGCAAGAUUCCGAAAAGAUCAGUGCCAAGGCUAUUCUGCUAAAAGAGCGCCCUGUAGUAACUUGUGGCAAUCCAUAGUGUCCUCUUAAGGAACUCUAAAGCCCAAUAUAGAUACGUUAAUUCUUUUCCUUGUAAUUAUGACCUCAAAACUUCGAUAAGGAUGGUUAUAUUUGUAUUUGCAUCUGAAUAUUUGCUCCAUGGCUUGCCCUGGAUCAUGUUUGUCUGUUAUCCAUAACAAGAUUAUGGAGAACGAGAAUUUUUUAACUUAAAUGAUUUUGUACUAGGGUUUUUAC